GAUUUAAGAUUUCGUUUCGAUUUGUAAGUUCUGUAUAACUUUGUGUUGCUUUGGAAUACUUCGAGUCAAAGUUUGAAUCGUUGCCGGAAAUAUGGAAUCGAAUUCCCGCAGAACGCAGUCAAAUUCCUCGAUGUUGGUUUUACUAAUUGCUGUCCUUAUAUCUCCAGCUUGUUCAAUUUGGUGGUCGAUCGCCACCCGCCCGAUGAUGGACGCGAUGGUUCUUGGCACGCAACCAAUAUGUGGUCAGUUGGAGGGAUUGUCCAGGAACCAGCGGGCUUUGUGCCAAAGAUACGCGAACCACAUGGCACACGUUAGUGAAGGAGCUGGGAUUGGGAUUAAUGAAUGUAAAUGGCAAUUCAGGGGCCAAAGAUGGAAUUGCUCAACAGUGGAUGACAGUAGUGUGUUCGGGAAAGUUCUUAAAAUAGGGAGUAAAGAGACCGCUUUCACUUACGCAAUAUCCGCUGCUGGGGUUGUUGUUGCUGUGGCAAGAGCUUGUAAGAACGAACAACUCGAGAAUUGUGGAUGUGGCAACAAGGCAAGACCUGAGGGCCUGGAUGCAAGCUGGCGUUGGGGUGGAUGUGGAGACAACACAGAAUACGCUUACGGGUUCGCCAGAGAAUUUAUCGACGCUCGAGAAAGAGAUAAUAUUUCCCCUAAACGUCGUAAGGAUCGGGAACGUAAAGUAAUGAACAUGCACAACAACGAAGCUGGCCGAAUGGUCGUUGUGAGAUCGGCUCGUCCAACUUGUAAGUGCCAUGGGGUGUCAGGGUCGUGCAGUUUGAAGACGUGCUGGAUGCAGGUUCCUGGGUUCCGUGAAAUCGGCGACGAAUUGAUGAGAAAAUAUAUCGGGGGGGUCGAGGUUCGAGUCACAAACCGGGGACAACUCCGCCCUCGAAGGUCGAAUGACGAAGUGGGGAGCACCAGCCUUGUCUACCUGGAUUCGUCGCCCGAUUAUUGUGACAAGAAUCGACGCACCGGUGUCGCUGGGACGAAGGGGAGGGAGUGUAAGAAGGAUUCCUCUGGACCUGAGGGGUGUGGGUUAUUGUGCUGCGGGAGAGGGUUUCGCACAUACCGUGUGAGAGUGGUUGAGAAAUGCGAAUGCAAGUUUCAGUGGUGUUGCUCUGUGAAGUGCAACCUGUGUCAGCGCACCGUCAAGCGACAUAUCUGCAGGUGAUGAGCCAUUCGCGCGAUGGGGCUAAUGAGCAAGAUAAAUGAUCGCGACGUUGGUCGCCAUGGUAACGACGGCGCUGGGCGCUGUGUGCAACUACCUCCAUUGUAAAGAACUAUGACGUAACAAUCUUGUUUGUGAUCACAAACACUUUAUUUAUUUUUUUCACGAUUUCUUUUUCACAAAAUUCCACAUUUUGUUUGGUGUUUAUAUUGUUUCCAUGACUGCUGUUAAACCACAUGACAUCUGGGACACUGCCGACCCCGAAACAUAGAUAUCAUACAAUAUAUAUGAAUUCUAUAGCCGUAUGUUGCACAAAAUGCACUGAACGCACAAAAUGCACAUUCAAGCACGUUACAUUUUCACAUGUUUUGAAAAACCAACGACGUUUUUCUACAAAAUGUUAGUUUUGUGACAAUUUUGGUUGUUUUGUUUAUAAUCGAUGUUUUAUUUCGAAAUAAGAGCUAUUAUGACGCCAAA
This is a messenger RNA of Ciona intestinalis (vase tunicate), 1648 nucleotides long. NCBI's taxonomy places the organism in Eukaryota, Metazoa, Chordata, Ascidiacea, Phlebobranchia, Cionidae. The record is from RefSeq.